Messenger RNA from Salarias fasciatus (jewelled blenny), 1002 nucleotides. Its product is annotated as ly6/PLAUR domain-containing protein 3-like. The record is from RefSeq and is a predicted model, not a curated record. The transcript is spliced from 5 exons. Bases 4 to 906 code for a protein of 300 amino acids. Lineage: Eukaryota; Metazoa; Chordata; Actinopteri; Blenniiformes; Blenniidae.
ACCAUGAAGCUGCUUCUUCCUCUGACUCUGCUCUGGGCGGCGUCAGCCACCGCUCAAGAACCUCUCCAGUGUCUGAGCUGCUUGGACGACUCCUGUUCCUCUCCGGUCUCGGUGUCCUGCUCCUCAGAGACCAUGUGCAUCACAGCCUCCUUUCGAGAUGGCGGAUUUUUCGACAGUCCAACCCAGAGAUUCUUCAGAGGCUGUGUGACGUCCGCCGUGUGUCCGACCACAGGAGAUCGGAUAUAUUCAACGGUCCUAAAUGACGCUGGUGUUGUGGUAUCUGCCAUAUGUUGUGACACGGAUGACUGCAACACAGAAACUCUUCCUGUCCCGAUUCUUGGGCCACUCAAUGACGUCAGGUGUAGAUUCUGCGACACCGCUGGAGACUGUUCAGUGGUCGAGCGGUGUGUAGAGCCGGAGGAUCGAUGCUUCCAAGGGAACGUAACAAGCGGAUCUGGGACGCUUCCAGCUGCUGGCUGUACAUCUCAAAGUGCCUGUCAAGCUUUUGAAGACCUGGGGACAUUUCCUCUACUGACAAACAUUGGCGUCUUCACCAGGGGACCAAUCUGUUGUCAAGGAGACAGAUGUAAUGAUGGGCUAUUGACAACAACAACCUCUACAUCUGCUCCCACCACAACAACUCCUGAACCAACCACAACAACGACUGACCCAACAACAACUACUAAACCAACGACCACUACUAAAAAACCAAAAGAACGACCCCUCAAACUACUACAACUAAAAAACACACAAUUUUCCCAACUUCUGCUGCCCUACCUGCAACUCCAACAAUUAAGCCUCCAGCAAGGGCAACUACUCCCUCUCUUCCAGCUUCAUCGGCAGCUUCAUCGGCAACUACUUCGCCAACGGCGCCGACUUCUCCUUCGCCUACGACACUACCACUGACAAUAGCGGGUACUUUUGCUAAUGGCGGUGAUGACCACUUCUCAAAAACGCUGUAAAGGGAUCUGAGGUGAUAUUAGGGACCAUUCCAGCUGUGUG